GAGUGCCACGUCAUUAUUCUGCGCAGUGCUGAGGUGGCGUUUGAUUUGAGGCUCUUCGUUGCUGAAAUAUCCAUCAUGACUAAACUCCUGCAGUGGCUGCUCGGGGUCUCGUUACUGGGCGCUGUGUGGGCUCUGGUCGCUUUCGACCUACUGGAACUGAGCCUUCCUCGGACCUACAGGGAGGUGGCCUGGCCCAUUCCGCUCUACCUGCUGGUUUCGUUCGGCUGCUACUCCCUGGCUACGGUGGGCUAUCGGGUGGCCACCUUUAACGACUGCAACGAAGCUGCCAGCGAACUGCAUGAGCAGAUCAAGGAAGCCAAAGAGGACCUGAGGAAGAAGGGGUUAAAGAUGUAGGACAAUUAUAGAGAACUCUUUAGAGACUGAAUGGAGAGACAACUUGCAAAGUGGGAUGUUUAUAAAAUCUGUUGCUUUUUGGAUGAUUAUUGGAGCUUCGUUGUAUUACAGUAGUCAGCAGGUGCGACCAGAACAUUAAUGUGAAUAAGAUAUCAAAUAUUUCUGGUCAAUAUCACGUUUUUCCUGCUUGACGGUUAAAUUGUGUUGACUGACUGAGAACGUUUGUGUGAGACAUAGCCCCAUGAACUCAAGUUAAAGCUGCAAGCCAGACUUAUUUUGUAAAAUGAAUUCACUUUCAAUAUAAUUUGUCAACUAAACAGCAUGUCUUGGU
This is a messenger RNA of Xiphophorus maculatus (southern platyfish), 685 nucleotides long. RefSeq names its product dolichyl-phosphate mannosyltransferase subunit 3 (gene dpm3). Bases 76 to 354 code for a protein of 92 amino acids. The record is from RefSeq and is a predicted model, not a curated record. Gene Ontology annotation, cellular component: dolichol-phosphate-mannose synthase complex; endoplasmic reticulum membrane. Gene Ontology annotation, biological process: GPI anchor biosynthetic process. NCBI's taxonomy places the organism in Eukaryota, Metazoa, Chordata, Actinopteri, Cyprinodontiformes, Poeciliidae. The transcript has 2 exons.